Messenger RNA from Zingiber officinale, 1536 nucleotides. RefSeq lists its product as uncharacterized. The record is from RefSeq and is a predicted model, not a curated record. The coding region runs from base 178 to 1263 and encodes 361 amino acids. Lineage: Eukaryota; Viridiplantae; Streptophyta; Magnoliopsida; Zingiberales; Zingiberaceae. The transcript is spliced from 8 exons.
UCCAAAACCCCAGUCCUAAGCAAAUGCUUCCCUCCGGACGAAUAUCUCCUAGACCUGCAUGCCAUGCUGCCUCUGCUGCGGAUAUCUCCCUCCAUUUCCAUUCGAUUUUCUAACAGUCAGCAACCGAUCUCCUCUUCCCUUCUCCCUGCCACGUUUCUCCUUUUCUAGCACCUAAAGAUGGACUCGGCGAUCCUUCCAGACUGCCGGGCACAUCUGCGCCCGACGCCGGGAGCCGUUCCUUCUCCCGAGAGAUGGUCACGCCGCCACUCUCCUGCUCCAAUUGCAGUAGCAGAGACGAGUUCUGGACCCAGAAGCAUAGCCGAAGGCGGGAGCAAACGAUUGUUUGUGUUUGGGACAGGAUUUGUAGGUCGAUACGUGUCUGACCGCCUCCUAAGACAAGGAUGGCAUGUCUCUAGCACAUCUUCGUGUGCCCCAAAGAAGAGGGAGCUUGAGGAGAUGGGAUUGGAUGCCUUCAUUUUCGAUGCAAAUAAGGACAAGCUGACAAACCUACAUACCUUGCAAUGUGCAACACAUCUUCUUGUUUCCAUUCCUCCUCUUGUAGGCAUUGGUGACCCUCUUCUCUACAUACAUAGAGAUUUGCAAGCCAUAUUAGAAGAUGGAAAUUUGGAGUGGCUAGGAUACCUAUCGUCAACAAGUGUUUAUGGUGAUUGUGGCGGGCUUUUGGUUGAUGAAGAUUAUCCUCCAAAUCCUAAAACAGAGUCUGCAAAGUUAAGGCUUGCAGCAGAGACAGGAUGGCAAGAUCUAGGCUAUGAGCUUGGUGUGUCUGUUAAUGUAUUCCGACUAGGAGGGAUAUAUGGUCCUGGAAGAUGUGCUUUGGAUACCAUCCUGAAAGGAAAUUCUUUGUCAGAAAGUCAGAUUAAGAGGGCAUCUAAGGUUUUCACAUCGCGCAUCCAUGUAGCUGAUGUAUAUCAAGCGUUAAAAGCCAGUUUUGGUAUAUCUUCAUCAAGAAUGUACAAUGUUGUGGAUGAUGAUCCAACCCCUCGACAAGAAGUAUUUGCUUUUGCGCGCAGUCUAAUUGAGAAAAGAUGGCCAGGACUGCUCAAUGACUCAGGUAGCAUUGACACACAAGAAACUGAAGCUCAUAAGGUUCAUGUAGGGGGCGAGAAGCGUGUGUCAAAUGCUCGACUAAAGAAGGAACUCGGUGUCAAUCUUCUUUACCCAACUUACAGGCUGGGGUUACAGGCCAUACUGGAAUCCUGUGAAGCAUUUCCGGGGAGCCCUGAAAGAUCACCAAGAUCCUAAAUGUGGCGGUGUUGGUGAAAGCGCGAAUUAAUCAGUUUAUCAAUUUGAUAUGAAGAUGUUGAGAAGCUUGAGUUGAGAGACUUUUGAGUACCACAUGGCAGGAAGAACUUCUGGAUCUUAUUUGAUACAAUUAAAUAUGGAGAAUAUUUAGAUAAAAUAUUUUAAUAAUAUAACAUCAUUUGAAGUUGGUGUUCAUGAAAAUUAUGUAAUCCAUAGAAAACUAAUUGUGUUGAUUCAUUUAUCUGAAAGACUUUUCAUAGACUUCUUUUGACA